Prunus armeniaca (apricot) is the source of this 1920-nucleotide messenger RNA. The record is from the annotation of a GenBank genome assembly. NCBI's taxonomy places the organism in Eukaryota, Viridiplantae, Streptophyta, Magnoliopsida, Rosales, Rosaceae.
AUGUCUCCUGAAUUGGGUAAACCUGUACAUAACCAGAUGGCAGUUGCAACCUUCAAAGGACCUCUUAAUGGUGAGUACCAUGGGAAAAAGACAUUGGAAAGAAAAAAUUCUGGCAAGAGACGUGUGUUUGUGCAGACUGAAAGUGGUUCUGUUUUGGGCAUAGAGCUAGAUAGGGGUGACAAUGUCCACACAGUGAAGAGGAAAUUACGGCUUGCACUUAAUGUCCCAACUGAUGAGAGUUCAUUGGUAUGCGGUGACAUGGUGUUGAAGAAUGAUCUCAGCAUUGUUCGAAAUGAUUCUCCGCUUCUUCUCACCCGGAACUUCUUGCACAGAAGCUUGUCUACCCCCUGUCUCUCACCAACUGGGAAGGAUCUUCAGCAGAGGGAUCAGAGUGGUCCAAUUGAGGUACUGGGGUACUCGGAUCAAUUUGCCAGAACAAAACAAUUAGUUGUGGAUAUUGUGAUGGCAAUAAGAAAUGGCAUUGAUCCGGUUCCUGUUCACAGUGGGCUUGGAGGUGCAUAUUACUUUAGAAAUUGCAGUGGUGAAAAUAUUGCCAUUGUGAAACCAACGGAUGAGGAACCUUAUGCUCCAAACAACCCAAAAGGUUUUGUUGGGAAAGCACUUGGACAACCAGGUCUCAAACGUUCAGUACGGGUUGGGGAGACAGGUUUCAGAGAAGUUGCAGCUUUCCUUCUUGAUUACAAUAAUUUUGCUAAUGUGCCUGACACUGCUCUUGUGAAGAUCACACAUUCAGUUUUUAAUGUGAAUGAUGGAGUGAAAGGUAAUGUGCAUCGAAACGGAAAGCAAGCAAGUAAGAUUGCAUCACUGCAGCAAUUCAUUCCUCAUGAUUUUGAUGCCAGUGAUCAUGGGACUUCCAGCUUCCCUGUUGCUGCUGUGCAUAGGAUAGGGAUUCUAGAUAUUCGGAUUCUUAACACAGACAGGCAUGCAGGGAACCUUCUGGUUAGGAAGCUUGAUGGUGGUGGGAGGUUUGGUCGGGUAGAGCUUGUACCCAUUGAUCAUGGCCUUUGUCUACCUGAAAGCUUAGAGGAUCCAUACUUUGAGUGGAUACACUGGCCUCAGGCAUCAAUUCCUUUCUCAGAUGAUGAGCUUGCAUAUAUAAAUAAACUUGACCCUUUUAAGGACUCUGAUAUGCUCAGAAUGGAGCUGCCCAUGAUUCGAGAGGCAUGCCUCCGAGUCUUGGUUCUUUGCACGAUUUUUCUCAAGGAAGCUGCAGCCUUUGGCCUCUGUCUCUCUAAGAUUGGUGAGAUGAUGAGUAGAGAAUAUCGGGGCCAUGAGGAGGAGCCGAGUGAACUCGAGAUAAUAUGCAUUGAAGCAAAGACACUGUUGGAUGAGGAAAUAUCUUAUUUUGAGCCAAAAGCAGGCAGGGAGGAGUUUCAGUUUGAGCUUGACUGUGGGGAGGAGGAGCUGGAUUUGGCUCCAACUACAGAAGAGAAAAUGAAAACUGAAAGGACUUUCCGUUUUGGGUCCAAAGGUGGAAAUGGAAGAUACUUACUAUCCAAACUAGAGGAGGGUGUGGAGGAGGGCAUGGACGGGCACGAGGGAAAUGAGUUACCUCCAAGGUCAGAUGACUGUGUUAGUGUAAUGCAGGAUCAGAUUCCAAAUGUUUCAAAGCUGUCAACAUCAUUGAAAAACAUCAGUGUUGGUGAGAAGAGUUGGCGACACCUAGGCUCAAUGCAGAAGAACGGCUAUUUGGCUGGCACAUCCUCAGGAAAUAGGAGUGUGAAUGAGCAGCGGCCUAUGAGCAGUAAUUUCGUGAUGUUGGCAGAUAUGAAUGAAGAGGAAUGGAUGCGGUUUCUUGAGAAUUUCCAGAGAUUGUUGCGCCCUGCUUUUGCAAAUCGCAAUGCAGGGAAUGUGGGUCAGAGGCAGAGACAGAGGUUGGGGACUUCAUGCCAGUUUUGA